GAAAGAUUAAGGUUAUAAAUCCUAAUGGAUAGCAUUGAUGUUAUAAACAAGAAUUUUUAUUAAUUAAAAAUGAAUAAACCAGAGUUAGAAGGAACAGCACACUUGUUGGAUGAACUGGACAAAAAACUUAUGGUAUUGUUACGCGAUGGUAGAACACUCAUAGGGUAUUUACGAAGCGUUGAUCAAUUUGCCAAUUUAGUUUUACACAGAACUAUAGAAAGAAUUCACGUAGGAAAGGAAUACGGUGAUAUACCCAGAGGUAUCUUUAUUGUCAGGGGUGAAAAUGUUGUCCUUUUAGGUGAAAUAGACACAGAGAAAGAAGAUAAAUUGCCUUUAACAGAGGUUUCGGUAGAUGAUAUUUUAGAUGCCCAACGUAAAGAACAAGAAUUGAAAAUCGAAAAGCAUCGUCUGAUAACAAAAGCUUUAAAAGAACGUGGACUGCAAAUUAACGCUGAUUUAGUACAAGAUGAUCUAUAUUAAAGCAUUAAAUUAAUAUUAUUGAAUUAUUUUAUUUAGUAUAUCUUCAUUUGUUACUUUUAUUAUCUCUUAUAUUCCUAAGGAAGAAUUAUAUUUUGAAAUUUUUUACUUACCUAUUUGUAAUUUGUGUAUGAAAUAGAAAUAAAAAUAUGUUUUAUGAUGGAA
Sitophilus oryzae (rice weevil) is the source of this 642-nucleotide messenger RNA. RefSeq names its product U6 snRNA-associated Sm-like protein LSm1 (gene LSm1). Gene Ontology annotation, molecular function: RNA cap binding. Gene Ontology annotation, biological process: deadenylation-dependent decapping of nuclear-transcribed mRNA. Lineage: Eukaryota; Metazoa; Arthropoda; Insecta; Coleoptera; Curculionidae. The transcript is spliced from 3 exons. Bases 70 to 480 code for a protein of 136 amino acids. Gene Ontology annotation, cellular component: Lsm1-7-Pat1 complex; P-body. The record is from RefSeq and is a predicted model, not a curated record.